This is a messenger RNA of Dromiciops gliroides (monito del monte), 1887 nucleotides long. Its product is annotated as multidrug and toxin extrusion protein 2-like. NCBI's taxonomy places the organism in Eukaryota, Metazoa, Chordata, Mammalia, Microbiotheria, Microbiotheriidae. The coding region runs from base 1 to 1887 and encodes 628 amino acids. Gene Ontology annotation, molecular function: xenobiotic transmembrane transporter activity; antiporter activity. The record is from RefSeq and is a predicted model, not a curated record. Gene Ontology annotation, biological process: xenobiotic detoxification by transmembrane export across the plasma membrane. The transcript is spliced from 18 exons. Gene Ontology annotation, cellular component: membrane.
AUGACAUCGCUUCGGGAGCGCGUGCAGCUCGGGCUCCCAGAAAAACUGUCCCGCAUGGAGUGCCUGGCCCAAGGGCCUCCAGGGGAGGCCCCCAAGCGCCUCUGGCCCAGUCUGCGGCCCCGGCUCGCCGCCCUCCGGGAGGUCCGCUGUCUGCGGAGGGUCCGCGGCGCGCUGCCGCCCAAUGCCCGGCGCGAGGCGGCCGAGCUGGCGCGGAUCGCGGGGCCCGUGUUCCUGGAGCAGUUGAUGGUUUUUCUAAUCAGUGUCGUAAGCUCCAUAUUUUGUGGACAUUUAGGGAAAGUUGAGUUGGAUGCUGUUACACUUGCUUUAUCCGUUGUAAAUGUAAUUGGUAUUUCAGUUGGAACGGGUUUAGCCUCAGCAUGUGACACACUCGUAUCUCAGACAUUUGGAGCCAAGAACAUGAAACGUAUUGGAAUCAUACUUCAAAGGGCAAUCCUUAUUUUGUUACUGUGCUGCUUUCCUUGCUGGGCCAUCUUUAUUAACAUUGAACAGAUCCUCCUGCUUUCCAAACAAGAUCCAGAAGUUUCUAAGUUAGCCCAAGUUUAUGUGAUGAUUUUUCUUCCUGCUCUUCCUGCAGCCUUUCUGUACCAGCUGCAGACGAGAUAUUUAAGAAGCCAGGGCAUCACUAUGCCUCAAGUUAUUACUGGAAUUGCAGCAAAUAUCAUCAAUGUGGGUAUGAAUGCUCUCUUCCUGUAUGCUCUGAACCUCGGAGUACAAGGCUCUGCUUGGGCCAACACAACAUCUCAGUUCACCCAAGCUUUUCUUCUCUUUCUCUAUGUGUGGUGGAAAAAGAUACAUGUGGAGACAUGGGGAGGUUGGUCUGCUGAGUGCUUUCAGGAAUGGGGCACUUUCAUUCAGUUAGCUGUUCCCAGCUUGCUUAUGGUGUGUAUUGAGUGGUGGACCUUUGAAGUUGGAACCUUUCUCACAGGAAUGAUUAAUAUGACAACCCUUGGAGCCCAGGCCGUCAUUUAUGAACUGUCCUCUGCAGCCUACAUGGUGCCACUUAGCCUUGGCAUGGCUGCCAGUUUCCGAGUGGGCCAUGCGUUAGGGGCGGGAAGCAUAGAUAAGGCAUGGCAGGCUGCUGUCACUGCGCUGCUCUACACAGGAAUUUGUGCCAUCGCAGUAGCCGUCAUAUUCGCAGCCCUGAAGAAUGUGGUGGCAUAUGUGUUUACCAGUGAUAAAGACAUCGUCACCAUGGUGAGUCAGCUGAUGCCUAUAUUUAUUCCUUUCCACCUGUUUGAUGCAAUGGCAGCGACCUGUAGCGGAAUCCUGAGAGGAUUAGGAAAACAAAAGAUGGGAGCCAUCUUGAACGCUGUUGGCUAUUAUGUUAUAGGUUUUCCAAUGGGAGUAUCACUAAUGUUUGCCACUAAACUGGGGAUAGUAGGUCUGUGGUCGGGAUUGAUCGCAUGUGUCUUCUUUCAAAGCCUCUUUUAUUUCAUAUACAUUCUGAAGACAAGCUGGAACCAAGCUGCUGAACAGGCUCAAAUCCGGGCUGGAAUGAAAGGGACAAGUCACAGUGAGAAUGCAGGCUUACCUGGUCUAGAAUCAGAAGGCUUCACGGAACUGAUUUUUCCUGAUACCAUUAGUUCUGAGAGCCAGACUGAUGAGCUCAUGUCCCAGUGCUCCGUCUCAACGGUUGGAGAGCUUUUGACUGUGAAACAGUUGGCCUUUCGACGUGGGAUCGCUUUUGCGGCUGCCCUUGGUACCUUGAUAGCAGGAAUUGUAAUAAGACAUUCAACAGCCACGUUAGUCAUGGCUUACUCCUUGGCUGUCUGCGAGAUAGCCAUGGAUGUAGAGCUGGGAGAGUGGAGUGAAAAAGACUAUGGGGCCUCCCAUUGGCACUGGCUCCUGGCAUCAGGAACUGUGUGA